CCAAUCUGAUUAGACAAUUUUUGAUUUGCAUAGUUACUUCGUCCCGUUUGCUGCUCCAACCUAGCAUCAAGGAUCCGGAGAAGUGAGAAAGCUCAGUCGGUGCGGAGUCAUGAGAGUGUUUGUAAACAACGUAUUUAGAAGAAAACUGGAGUCAGAGCCCUGCCUUCGCACAUCUUUGACUACCAUCAUAUCCUCCAUCAUCGUGGGAUGCAAAGGAUGUCAGAAGUCAUAUACUUUGAUUUCGUACAGUCGACAGGAUGGCACAAUGCUGAUUCAUUCCUAACAGUCGUACGGACGAUCACUCUGUAGUCUAAGUGCUUUAAGAUCUUAUUUUUGUGAAACGUUUGCGUCAAGAUGCCUUGGCCGUUUUCCGAGUCCAUCAAGAAGCGGGCCUGUCGGUACCUCCUGCAUAGGUACCUUGGCAACUUCCUGCAAGAAAAAUUGAGUUUGGAUCAGCUCAGUUUAGAUCUCUACCAAGGCACUGGAUCACUGGCACAAGUGCCUCUGGAUAAGUGGUCACUCAAUGAGCUCCUGGAAACUGCAGACGCUCCCUUUGAGAUCAUUGCGGGAUUCAUACAGUCCAUUUCUCUAACCGUCCCAUGGGCAGCUUUGCUGCAUGAUAACUGCGCCCUCGAGGUUAGAGGUUUGGAAAUGGUGUUUAGACCGAGGCCAAGAGUAGCGUCUGGUGCAGAGCCCAUGUAUUGGUCCAGUUUCAUGACGAGCAGCAUGCAGCUCGCUAAAGAGUGUUUGAGCCAGAAGCUCACCGACGAUAUGGGAGAGAGCUUCCAGCCAUUCGAAGGACUGGAGAAGUUUGCCGAAACCAUUGAAACAGUUCUAAGAAGAGUCAAAGUUACAUUUUUGGAUACCGUUCUGAGGAUGGAACACAUUCCAGAAAAUUCAAAAACUGGAAUUGCUCUUGAAAUUCGGAUCAAUAAAAUUUUUUAUUCCGAUGAAACUGGAGAGGAGACCUCAAGUAUGAACGUGCAUCAGCCAAUAACAUUUGCACACAAGAAGUUGCAGAUGGACGGCAUUACUGUAUUUUGGGAUGAGUUCUCUGAUUUGUCUCGAGCUGGUUUCAACUCUUCACCGCCUCCAAUGGAGACAGAGCCAAAACUCUCUCCCAGCUGGAAUCCAAAAAUUAUUUGCGAGCCUCAUCCACAGUUCACAGAGACUGUGUCUUCGACAGCACCAUUCCAACCUGUACAGGUUGGAAGUCUCUGUGGUAAAAUUGAGUUGUCCCUCACCCUGAAAACCAACUUAGCCAUGCCAGGAGCAAAACUGGAUGUGGCUGGGCACAUCGACACACUGCUCAUUUUGCUCUCCCCACGCCAAGUUCACUUACUUCUAGACUUGUUUGGAGCUUUUUCCUGUGAACGUGCACACGAAUGGGCCAAGGACAGAAAAAGUCGACCUAUGCAGCAAGAGGAUGAGUACCGACUCCACAUGGAACUAAAUCGCUGUCUGAAGAAGGACACUGCAACGGCAGGCGCAGAGGCCGAGCUCUUUGAGAGCCAGAACACCCGAACGGUCUCAAGUCGAGAUGAUGUCUUCUUCUCCAUGGCUGACAUGGACAUGUCCCACAGCUUGUCCUCCCUCCCUCCUUUGGGCGAACCGCCAACUGUUGAUUUGGACCUUUCACUCAAUAGCAACUACUCUGCUUCUCCGGGAGAAUCGCCUUCAGGAAACACGAAUGCUUUAUGGGACGAGUACAUGGACGUACCAAGACAAAGAGAAAAACAGCCUCCUGGAAAGUCACGAGACACACAAUUCCCUCAAACGUUAUUACGACAAACUUCACAUUCAUCCAAAACGCACGGCGAUGAAUCGAGGCCAGAACUUGUCUUGAGUCUGACGCUGACCGGUCUUGCAGUCUCAGUCCUCCACAUUGACCCGCUGCCACCAUUAGAUGAUUCUCCCAGUCCUUUGGGCCCCAUGGCUGCACACUUCUUCAAUAUAUUAGGCCCUGCUGGACAACUCAACCCUGCUGCCUUCCUUCAGUAUCGAUCCGUCUUAAAUCAGGCCUGUCCUCAAGAUCACCUCAGGUUUGUGGGCCAGGGUCUCAAGUUAAACUACGAGCACUGUCAGGGAUCCGGCCUACGGAUUUUUAGCACCGAUGUCUCCCUUCACCAAAUGGAGUUGCUGGAGUGUCUGUUUCCCUCGGAGACCGUCGUCGGUAGCUCUCAAAGAGGCAUUCAGUACACUGAGCUCCUGACGUUUGGCACCGCAGCAAGUGGCAACGCACCUCUUAGCACCUGCUUUCACCUGCUUUACAAACAGGCUGAGCGUAGAGGGCCCCAGGGUGGCCAGGUGCGGCUCAGCGCCAUUCCCAGGAAAGCCGACAUGCACGUAGAGCUGGGUCCCGUACGAGCCGAGCUCGACAUCAGUAUCGUGGACCGUCUCAAUUCGGUACUGCAGCCUCAAAAGCUGGCCGCCGCGGAGAUGAUGGCCUCACAUAUGUACACGUCUUACAAUAAGCACGUCAGCUUGCAUAAGGCAUUCGCAGAGGUUUUCCUGGAUGAUAGCCACACCCCAUCCAACUGUCACGUGUCUGUGACCGUUAAUGCCCCAACACUUGGCCUUGCCGUCCGCUUUCCCAUCCCCGACCUGCGCUCUGAUCAGGAGAGGGGUCCGUGGUUUAAGAAGUCCUUGCAGAAAGAAGUACUGUACCUGGAGCUGGAAGACCUGGAAUUUAAAACCGAAUUCAGGGGUGGCAGUACUCCAGAUCAAACCAAGAUGGAGCUCACCUUCAGGGAGCUUAUUGGCAGGUUCCAGGAGGAGCCGGAGCAAUCAGCUGCCAGGUUCCUCAGCGUGUCUCACACCAUGGACGGAGACAUGACAACAUCUGAAAGUGUGAAAUUCGAUUGGCCGCGUGUCGUGUUGAAAAUAAACCCUACUGCGGUGCACUCGAUCCUCGAGCGUGUGACGGCCGAGGAUGAUGAAGGGGCUGAGGACCAUUCUCUUGAGGAGGAAGAGGAGGAGGGGGCUGCCCAUUCUCUAAAGGAUGUUUGUGACUUUGGGAAACCAGAGCCAUCACCCUUUUCUUCCCGAAGGGUCAUGUAUGAAAAUGAAGAGAUGGUCAUACCUGGUGAUGCUGCUGAGAUGACAGAGUUCCAAGAAAAGACAUUGAACAAUUCUCGUUUUGUUCUUGAGUUGUGUUUCCCUAAUGUGCAAUUAACUCUACCCAGCAAAGCAUUCUAUGAAAAACUACACAACAGAAUAAACAACGACCUCCUCCUCUGGGAACCCACCGCUCCUUCACCUGUUGAAACGGUAGAAAGCAUGCCAUACGGUGUUGGACUGUCUGUCGCCAGCCAGUUGAUCAACACUUACACUAAGGACAGCUUCAGCCAGUUUCACUCCACUGGACCUGACGAAGACAGCAGUGGUUCAGAUGAAGAAUACAUGCACUACUACUCACCUGCUUCUGAGCGAGGAAGCAGGUGUCAGAAGAAGAAAAAGCCUAAAGCUCAGAGUAAGAGCUCCCAAAGCUUGUUCUCCGUCAUUCUCAGUGUCAAUCACGGCUUGGUUGCUAUUCAAACUAAUGCUAAGAAAGAGGAUAAAACACUACUGAAAAACAAACAUGGGGAAUUCUGGCUGGAGGUAAAAAACGCAGUGCUGUUCACUGUUAUGCAGCAUCAAGGCUUUAAAGACCAGCACUUUGUCUGCUUCCACACCACCAAUAGUUCCAUGUAUCACCAAGGACUUGUAGAUGGAAGCCCCUCCUCCUCAGACAUAAAGCUACCAUGCAGGUCACAUCCACAUUGGCUGGAACCAACCAUUUAUCAAUCAGAGUCUUCCCCCGAGGGAUCCUCAACUCCCUCAGAGGUUAUAGGCUUGGAGGCCCGCAGUAUGGUGUCUGUCGCUGUCAAGAUUUCGUCGCAUAAUGCAGAGGGCAACGUCAAGGAAUUUUUGGUGGCAAUCGGAGUGAGAGGAGCAACAGUCCAGCACAGAAUGGUCCCAGCCAAUCUGAGCUGGUAUGAUCAGAUCUUUGAGUUUUUGAAUAUUUCUGAUGAGCCCGUUCUGGGUUACGCUCCUCCCAUGUCUGUCAGCACGCUUCAUCUACAUUUAUGGAACUGCUCUCUUGACUACAGGCCUUUUUAUUUACCUCUCAGAUCGCUGCUUUUGGUCGAAACGUUUAGCAUCUCUAGCAGCGUGUCUCUUGACCACUCUUCUUCAACGCUUAGGAUCAUUUUGGAUGAAGCUGCCCUUUUCCUCUCCGACAAGUGUACCACUGUCUCUGUCAACUUAGCACGGGACUACGUCCAAGUAGUAGACAUGGGAACUCUGGAACUGCGAAUCACAGCUGUGAAACCUGGCGAGGAUGGCAAACUGUCCGAGCCGAGAUUUGAGCUCCGAUGCUCUAGCGACGUCAUCCAUAUCAGAACGUGUGCUGACUCUUGUGCUGCCCUCAUGAACCUCAUCCAGUACAUUGCCAGUUAUGGGGAUUUACUGCCUCCUGGUGAGCCGGAAGCCAAGCAAACCAGCUCUACACAAAAAAAUAAGGUUAGCAAGGCAGAGUUUCCCAGCCAGCUUGUCGCACACACACCGUUGCUAGCCGAGACGGAGCAGCAGAUGUUGCAGGAUCUGAUGAGCGAAGCAAUGGAAGAAACUGACGGGCAGCAGGUUCCUGUGCCACAACAGAAUGGCGCUCAGGAGAAGAGGACUCCUCAUCAUGAGCCCCCUCGCUCGGACUUGUUCCUGUUCCCAGAUGAGAGUGGGAAUUUUGGCCAGGAUUCCAGCCCUACUUACCCCAUCCUCCACUCACCCCUUAUCACUCCUGCCACAAAUCUGACACAGGAGACGGACGACUUUUGUAUUCUGGAAACUCCUGGUUCCAGAGCAGAGGAUGUUGAUCAGGAGCCUAUUGUAAAGCUGCUCAUCUCUGAACCGGUACAAAUCAAAUACGACCACUUCAGUCAGCCUCCGGAAGGCGGGAACGCCACUCGCGGAGCCUUAAACUUUCCCGUCCCGGAGGUGCGUUACCUCAUCAAGGAGAUCUCAGUUGUGUGGCACCUUUAUGGCGGCAAAGAUUUUGGCAGCGUGACGUUCUCCGCUUCUCCUACCAGAAGCCGAGGGACUACUCCUCAAAGUUCUCCCUCCCAAACUCCAGUUCGCCAGGCCAGAGUUUCAGGACGUACCGGAGGCGGAAAAGGCAGAAACCCUGACGUUCUGAUGGAGAUCCAACUCAGCAAAUUGAGAUUUCAACAUGAAGUAUAUCCACUAGACCAGGAGGCGUCAGGAUCACCGACAGAGCAACCAGUAUCGCGCCAGGUGUUUGCCGUGCAGGACUUGGAAAUCCGAGACAGACUGGCGAGCUCCCAGAUGAACAAGUUCCUUUACUUGUACUCGAGCAAAGAAAUGCCCCGCAAGGCUCAUUCUAACAUGUUGACAGUUAAGGCACUCCACACAUGUCCAGAAUCUGGUCAGGCUCCACAGGAGUGCUGCUUACGUGUUUCUCUGAUGCCUCUCCGCCUGAAUAUUGAUCAAGAUGCACUAUUCUUCCUGAAAGACUUCUUCACUAGCCUUUCCACGGAAGUGGAGUUUUUCUCCCCACCCGCUCAAGAUGUAAGUGUAUCCGUGAAGAAAGCCUCCGCCCCGGAGAUCUCAUGCAGCUUCUCAAAGCAUGGCGGCACCAUCCAGGACCCAGCACCAAUCAUCUCUGUGCCCGCACAGAGACGUUUAAGUCAAAAUGGUUUCUCCGUGUGCGGCCGGGAAGAGGUGGGUGAGAGUGACGCAGCCAUUGCUUCCUUUUCAGACCAGCCCAUAUUCUUUAGGGAGUUCAGAUUCACUUCUGAGGUUCCCAUUCGAUUGGAUUAUCAUGGAAAACAUGUCUCACUGGAGCAGGGAACCUUUUCAGGGAUCAUUAUCGGCUUGACACAGCUGAACUGUUCAGAGCUCAAACUGAGACAGCUGUGCUAUCGACAAGGUUUAUUAGGUGUGGAUAAGCUCUUUUCCUAUGCACUUAAUGAGUGGCUUAACGACAUAAAGAAGAACCAGCUUCCAGGCCUGCUGGGUGGCGUGGGGCCCAUUCACUCUCUUGUCCAGUUAGUUCAGGGAUUCCGGGACUUGGUGUGGCUCCCGAUUGAGCAGUACAGGAAGGAUGGUCGCAUCGUGCGUGGUUUUCAGCGCGGCACCGCCUCUUUCGGAACCUCCACAGCUAUGGCCGCCUUGGAACUUACUAACAGGAUGGUGCGAACCAUUCAGGCGGCAGCGGAGACGGCCUAUGACAUGGUGUCUCCAGUGGCCAAUGAAAGAGAUGCAAAGAAGGUGAAACGUUUCUCCCACUACGGCCUGGCUCAUCAGCCCGUCGACCUAAGAGAAGGUGUCGCUAAAGCCUAUACAGUGGUGAAAGAGGGAAUCACGGACACGGCACUGACCAUCUACGACACGGCCACUCGGGAACACGAACAACGCGGCAUGACCGGAGCGGUGGGCGGGGUUCUCCGUCAGCUGCCGCCUGCGGUGGUUAAGCCCAUCAUCAUGGCCACGGAAGCCACCUCCAACGUCUUGGGUGGCAUGAGGAACCAGAUUCACCCUGAUGCCCGCCAGGAGGAGACUCAAAAGUGGAGGCAAGGCGAAGAGUAGGAGAAGGAGAAGCUCUCAUCUCAUGAUGCUUGAACUCAACUGUUCCCUCACAGUGCCUUCAUGUUAAUGGUUAUUCAAAUCUGUUGAAAGGGACAAGUCAUAUCUAAUCUAAUUUCCUUCUUAGAUUCUGGAGCAUCUAAACAUAUAAUCGUUAAGAUGACAUGUUUACAGGUACUGUUAUGUUCGUCAGUGUCAGUAGUCAUUCACACGUGUGACCCUGGAUUCAACGUUCGCGUACUUAUGUGGGCUUUAUUUGCUGUAAAUAGUCUUGAUUUGUAACAUUUCAAGCAAAUAUAUGAGGUUAAGGAUGUGAUUCAAUUAUGUUGAGUUCUGGCACUUUUAAAGGUUUACUUCUUGACUAAAAAGAAAAUAUGCAGAUUAUUGUAUCUGAGGCUAAAAAUUCAGCUGUCAGCGUUGUGUUGUGGAGCCGCUUUAAAAUUGUGUCAAAACCAAAUUUGGGGAUCUAGUCUGUUAUCUUGAUCCAAAGUCUUAAAUGAUUGCACGGAUGUUUUCAUUUUAUAUCUGUAAAUCUUUUUUUUUUUUGCCAUCGGCUGCUCUCAUUUCCUGUUUUAUUUGGAGGUAUACCUUGUACAUAAAUGUACAGUUCAUUCAUUCAGACUUUAUAUUAAAAGCAUGAAUGGAAAAU
This is a messenger RNA of Corythoichthys intestinalis (scribbled pipefish), 7231 nucleotides long. It is a transcript of the gene atg2b, whose product is annotated as autophagy related 2B. Gene Ontology annotation, cellular component: phagophore assembly site. Gene Ontology annotation, biological process: reticulophagy; autophagosome assembly; piecemeal microautophagy of the nucleus. The transcript is spliced from 43 exons. Lineage: Eukaryota; Metazoa; Chordata; Actinopteri; Syngnathiformes; Syngnathidae. Gene Ontology annotation, molecular function: phosphatidylinositol-3-phosphate binding. The record is from RefSeq and is a predicted model, not a curated record. Bases 355 to 6585 code for a protein of 2076 amino acids.